Bathycoccus prasinos is the source of this 984-nucleotide messenger RNA. Its product is annotated as Signal peptidase complex catalytic subunit SEC11A. The transcript has a single exon. NCBI's taxonomy places the organism in Eukaryota, Viridiplantae, Chlorophyta, Mamiellophyceae, Mamiellales, Bathycoccaceae. Gene Ontology annotation, molecular function: serine-type endopeptidase activity. The record is from RefSeq and is a predicted model, not a curated record. Bases 1 to 984 code for a protein of 327 amino acids. Gene Ontology annotation, cellular component: signal peptidase complex; membrane.
AUGACGACGAAGAAGAAGCAGACGAAAACAACAACAACAACAACAACACCAACAACACCAACGACGAGAAAGAAGAAGAAGAAAGAAUCAUCAUCGUCUUCAUCUUUUCUUCGUCGACACAUCAUCCUGCCAAUCUCGGACGUCUUCGUGGCGAUUAGAUCCAUGAACGUGCGACAGUUAACUCUGCAACUUUUAUCUUUGACGCUCAUCGUGACCAGCGCUUUAAUGAUUUGGAAGAGUUUGUGCUUAUACACGCACUCGGAAAGUCCAGUCGUGGUGGUUUUGAGUGGGAGCAUGGAACCCGCGUUUAAACGAGGAGAUAUCUUGUUUCUCUCGUUGAAGAAGAUCAAAGAAGAAGACAUCGAAGACGAAGAACGGAAAACGAGAGUCGGGGAAAUUAUCGUCUUUUCAAUCGACGGAAGGGAGAUUCCAAUCGUACACAGAGUCAUAAAGAGCCAUUUCCAUCCUUUCGUCUCUCCUCCUUCUUCCUCUUCCUCUUCUUCCUCUUCUUCUUCUUCUUUGCCGACGACGAUUAAGACGACGAAAAAGGAAAGCGGCGAAAACGAAAAAGACCAAGGACGCGGCGGUAAUACCAGCGGCGAGGACGGUUUGAGUAGCACUAGGAGCGAUGGUAGUGGUAGUGGUGAAGGUGAUGAUGAUGAUAAUAAUAAUAAUAGUAAUAAUAGUAAUAAUAAUAAUAAUAGCAGUGAGGAGGAAACUUCUUCUUCUUCUUCGUCGUCGUCGUCUGAAUCGUCGUUAUUCAAACACGAGAUGCUCACGAAAGGCGAUAACAAUUACAUGGACGAUAUCGGCUUAUACGCGCCCGGACAGAAAUGGUUGAACGAGAAACACGUCAUGGGAAGAACGGUUGGAUAUUUACCGCACGUCGGGAAAGCGACGAUUUUGAUGAACGAUCAUCCGAUGAUUAAAUACGCGUUGAUUUUCAUUCUCGGUCUUCUCGUGAUAUCCGGGAAAGAGGGAUGA